CGUCCACUUGACAUUCGCUCCAUCUUUGGCACGCUCGCAGCAUACCAUACGCUCCACGCACAUACGAGCCAGCAUCACCCACCCACCCACACUUCUUCUUGCGUCCUCCUCUUGCAGCUAGCUCAACCAGUCAGCCAGCCACCUUAGAAAAGCUAGUCUCGCUCUCCACUACCUCGCACCCGCCCUCCACCCCCACUUUUACAUUGUUGACAAUGACAUCGGCAAGUCUAGAUCCCCUCUUUCCUCAAACCAUCCUUCCAGCGGUAAAAGAGCAGUCGUCCGGCGUAUCUCUACCUUCGGCCCGUACCUCCUCUUCUGCCUCCUCGACUGUACGUCCUUCUUCUUCUUCCACAUCUGCCUCUCCUAGCACUACCACCUCAAAGCCAUCCUCAUCGAGUAGAGCUCCCCCUUCCAAUUGGCUACAAUCCAACGGUCCCUUCUACGCCCUCGGCUCCCUCCUCCUCCUCUACCUCAUCACCCCCACCCUCCUCUCCCUCCUCCGAACCCUAGCCCUCUUCGCAACACCCUAUGGUCUCACCUACCUAUCCGCCCUCCCCUUUAUCCUAACCGACUCCGGCGACCGGACCAACUCCACCUCGCGCCUCCUCUGCUUUAUCCCUUGGACAUUAGCUCUACUGGCUCAUGCAAUUGCCAUUUGGCAUACGCUGCUCAGGGGGGCGGGGAGUGGAUUGUUUGGAUUGAGCUGGUUUGUUGCGGGGGUGCUCAGUUUGGGAUUGACGUCGAUUCAGGUUGUUACGUUGGAGUGUAUUGUGGAUAGAGAUUUUGCUAGGAUGUGAGAGAGAGGGAGUCCCAGACUCUCUGCUACACUCCACCUCCUUCUUACGAAACACAUACAAGCUUUGGCUCUCAUCUCAUCAAUCAAUCAGUCAGUCACAAGACGCCC
Molecule: messenger RNA, 904 nt
Organism: Microstroma glucosiphilum
Lineage: Eukaryota; Fungi; Basidiomycota; Exobasidiomycetes; Microstromatales; Microstromataceae
Exons: 2
Coding region: 213-797 (194 amino acids)
Source: RefSeq, a predicted model, not a curated record